Messenger RNA from Bombus impatiens (common eastern bumble bee), 1858 nucleotides. Its product is annotated as aldo-keto reductase family 1 member A1. The record is from RefSeq and is a predicted model, not a curated record. NCBI's taxonomy places the organism in Eukaryota, Metazoa, Arthropoda, Insecta, Hymenoptera, Apidae. Gene Ontology annotation, molecular function: aldose reductase (NADPH) activity. The coding region runs from base 188 to 1180 and encodes 330 amino acids. Gene Ontology annotation, cellular component: cytosol. The transcript has 8 exons.
GUCUGUUGAACUUACAUAUAUACAACUCUCUUUCUCUAUAAACGUGAACUUAUGUAUUCAGAACAGUACAAGUCUGAUCUAACUUUAGAAAUUGAUUUUGUAUCCAAAUAGCGCUACUACAAAGUAGAUAAUUUAUAUAUAUCUAAAAAUAAUAGUUUAUGCAUUAAACCAAUUGAAGAAAGGAAAUAUGCAAACAGUGCGAUUGUUAUCAGGGUAUGACAUGCCUACUGUGGGUUUGGGUACAUGGCAGGCUAAACCUGAAGAAAUUGAAAAAGUUGUGAUAGCUGCUCUAGAUGCUGGCUAUAGACACAUUGAUACUGCAUUUAAUUAUAAUAAUGAAGAAGCAAUAGGAGCAGUAUUAAAAGAAUGGUUUAGAAAAGGUGGGAAGCGCGAAGAUCUUUUUAUUACUUCAAAGUUACCUAAUUUUGGUAAUCGACCAUCAGAUGUAGAGAAGUUUAUUAAUUUAUCACUGAAAAGACUUGGUUUGGAUUAUUUGGAUAUGUAUUUAAUCCACAUGCCUUUUGCCUUUAAAUUAGAUGAAAGUACUUGUACCUCAGCGAUUAAUGAAGAUGGAAGUUUUAUGUUGGAUCUUGAUACAGAUCCUGUUUCAGUGUGGAAGGAAAUGGAAGAACAAGUAAGAAAAGGUCGUACAAAGUCUAUAGGUUUAAGUAACUUUAAUGAAAAACAAAUUUUAAAUAUAUGGGAGAAUGCACAAAUUAAGCCAAGUAACUUACAAGUGGAAUUACAUGCAUAUCUGCAACAAAAUUCGCUACGGCAAUUGUGUCAAACGCACAAUAUCAUUAUAACAGCCUACAGCCCCUUGGGAUCACCAGGAGCUAAAACGCAUUUUCAAACGAAAUAUAAUCAUAAUGUUGAAGACUUUCCAGAUGUUCUGGGACAUCCAAUAGUACAAAAAAUAAGCGCAGAACAUAAACGAUCACCAGCACAAGUUUUACUACGUUACUCAUUACAAUUAAAUGUUGUUGUAAUUCCAAAAAGUAAAUCUCCCGAGAGAGUUAAGGCAAAUAUUGAUUUAUUUAGUUUUUCAUUAAAUGAAGAAGAAAUGAAAAUUUUGAGUACCUUAGACAAAGGUGUACGUGGAAGAAUUUUUAAUUUCUUGUUUUUUAAGGGGGUCGAGAAUCAUCCACAUUAUCCAUUCAAGGAUGAAUUACAGUCCUAAAUAAAAAAAGAGAUUAUUAAGGUGUAGUUCGAACGUAUGCAUAUUUAUACAUUGAAAAUACUUGAAAUAUAGUACAAAAUGAAAACAUAUAUAUAAAGCGAAUAAAUAUAUAAUACAAAAUGCAAAGAAAAAUGUUAUUACAUUUCAGUGUAAUCUGUACAACAUUUUACGUUGCAUACGAUGCUGAAGUUCUCCACGUCGUAUCAUUGUGUGUAUAACUUUGUAAAUAGCACGUUCUGGAUAUGCUUGUUUUACAAAAUCUUUAACAAUAUUUUGCUCUGACACUUGAUUUCCAAUAGGAAAUCUACGUUUCAAUUGUUUUUCGAUACGUGAUAACAUUUCAUGAUCUUCAUCCGAGAUUACCAGCUAAAGAUCCUGACAUUGCAGCAUCUAAAGUAGAUACUUGGAAAAGUCUAAGCGCUUCGUUCACGUGGAUUUGUGUAGCGAAAGGUUGUAAUUGCAUUUUAGCUAAAGAUUCUGAAAUUCUUAUAACAGCUUCCAAUUGACGAACUGUUAUGGGAAUAGAUAAUCUCUUUUCCAUAUCUUUCUCAUGUUCUCUGGUACUAGCUCGCAUUACAACAUAACGAUGUUUUAAUUUCUCUCCCGCCUCUUUACUAAGUCUUGGACCACAACGACUAUAAAGGUAUAUCAAUUAAUGACAAAUAAAUAAAAUAUUUU